Molecule: messenger RNA, 1656 nt
Organism: Lachnellula hyalina
Lineage: Eukaryota; Fungi; Ascomycota; Leotiomycetes; Helotiales; Lachnaceae
Exons: 3
Coding region: 1-1656 (551 amino acids)
Biological process (GO): meiotic sister chromatid segregation; attachment of mitotic spindle microtubules to kinetochore; homologous chromosome segregation
Cellular component (GO): chromosome, centromeric core domain; mitotic spindle; nucleolus
Molecular function (GO): microtubule site clamp; protein binding
Source: RefSeq, a predicted model, not a curated record
AUGUCGAAGGCCAAAUCUAAGCACGCGACACUGUCGGGGUUGAUCGAUUCCGAUUCUGAAGACGACUUCAUCGCACGAGACGUGAUGCCCACUCCAGAUUUUGCGGCAGAGAACAAAACGGCCGCAAAGAAGGCACGGGGAAGACCAAAAGCCGCGCCGGCGAAGGUCACCAAACAAAAGGCUCCAGCGCGUCGCAUCAGCGGACGUCUAACUGCAAAGGCACCUGCAAGGGCCCCGAAGAGGGACAAGAGACAAGUAUUAGCAGACAGAACGAACCAACAAAAUGCUGAGGACACAGAAGAAGUGGACGAAUUCGCGCAAGAGGACGAGGUCAUGCAGAAUGCUGAAGUCGACAAUACGCCUGUUGCGACGAAGCAGAAGCCGAAGGCAACACAGAAGAAAGCGGCUAAGGGUCGACCCAAGACUGUGAAGGAAGUCUCUAGUACGAAUUACAGUAUAGAGGCAUCAGAAGCGCCCAAACCGGAACCAAAGAAGGCAGGAAGGAAGAGGGGACCCGCAAAGCAGGAGAUCGAGCCGGAACCGUCACCUGAAAAAGUCAUUCCUGAAACGCAAGCAUCCGUAAUGGAUAUUGAUGAUGAAGCCGAAGAAGAGAUUGAGCAGACGAUUACAAAAUCCGCUCCCAAUGUGCGAUCAGACUCUCGAGUUCGACAUCCUUCUGUUCAACGAAGACGGGCUGGGAGUGCAUCAGACACGGAAAGGGACAGAGGUGAUCCAAUUUUAAGACGGAAGCUUGGUGAGAUGACCAAGAAAUACGAAAGUUUGCACAUUAAGUAUCAAGACCUGAAGGAGAUCGGGUUGAAGGAAUCUGAACGUAAUUUUGAACGGCUGAGGAAGCAGACCGAUGAAAAGACAAAGAUCUCGAAUAAUCUGAUUGCUUCCCUUAAAGCCGAUCUAGAAGAGCAGAGUGUCUUCGGAAAGGACUCCAAGGGGCUGAAGAAGAAGGUUGAUAUUCAGUCAGAUGAGAUAGCUUCUCUUAAGACUCAGAUCGCCCAAUUGAACACCUCUGUAGCGGAAAUAAAACUGGAGGGCAAGACUUUAUUGGCAGAGAAGAAAACACUCACGACCGAAAACAAGAAUUUGUCAUCGGAGAAUAAAAAGCUUUUGACAGAAAAUUCUAAGUUGUCUACAGAUGUCAAGUCAAUGGCCGCUGAAAACAAGACGUUGUCCGCCAAAUUAGCAGCCAAUCGUACUGCAGCUGCGUCUGUUGAGAGUGCAAACUCGAGGGUUCCUGGAAGUGCCGUGAAGCCCAAUGGAGGUAUUCGAUUGAUGGGCACUGUGGAGGCCGCUCAAGUAGCACAGGCAGCUCAAUUGAAAGAAGAUCUGUAUAGUGAUCUUACAGGAUUGAUCAUCCGAGGGGUCAAGCGAGAGACCGAGGAGGAUAUAUUUGAUUGUAUUCAAACUGGACGUAAUGGUAGUCCAGCUCUUCAUUUUAAACUGGCAGCGGCCAAUGAGAAGACAGCAGAUAGCUACGAAGAUGCGCAAUGCAACUAUAUCCCACAGCUCGACCCAAGCAGAGAUAAGGACCUAAUGGAUCUUCUUCCUGAUUAUUUGGUAGACGAGAUUACAUUCCCGAGGCCACAGGCUGCGAAGUUCUAUGCACGGGUUGGAAAGGCUUUGACAGAAAAGGCUUCUUGA